Molecule: messenger RNA, 2034 nt
Organism: Tricharina praecox
Lineage: Eukaryota; Fungi; Ascomycota; Pezizomycetes; Pezizales; Pyronemataceae
Exons: 2
Coding region: 111-1910 (599 amino acids)
Cellular component (GO): nucleus
Source: RefSeq, a predicted model, not a curated record
UUUGGCAGCUUUGCGCAUGUUGCACACGAUUCGCCCGUCGGCUCCGAGUACGAUGCUCUCUCUCUGCAUCUGGACCUAUUUUGCUGGGCUGCGCACUCUUCGAUAGUACUAUGGAAACAUCACAGUUCACAUCUGUUCCCACUGCCCCCAGCCACGACACAGCUUCAAUCAAAUCGACUCCAUCAACACCUCCAGUGUCUCCCAAAGUGGUUGUCCAGAACAUUACGACUCCGGCAAAAUUGGCGAGCCUUGCGCCACAGACGAAGUUGUCUGGAGCUGCUGCCUUAGCGCGACGUCAAGCCACAAGUCCAGCGAAAAGGAACCCGAUGAGUGAAGCACUCGCAAAGGACAAGGUCGAGCCGGAGACGAGCACUGGCGUGUCUCCGAACCCAGCAGCGGUGGUGUUCGCCAACCCGGUCAGUCGGGCCAGUGAUGCACCUGCGCAACAGGAAACGUCGGCGCCAUCUCAAAAGGUUCUCGGAAACAUCGCUAGCGCUGCCAACGCUAUGGAUACUUCGGGUAGUGCCACGAUCGCUCCCAUUGCCGGCUCAAAUGAGCCUACUGGCGAGCCAGCCACAUCUACAGCCACCACCGCCGGGCCAAGUAGUAGCACCACAGAUCCGUCGCUCCUUCAGCCUAGCAGGGACGGCAACGCACAGUUCCCGCUCUCGGUGCAGCCGUUGAGGGCCGGCAGUGCCUCCGAACAGCUUUCGGCGACCACACCUACCACCCCGGGAUUCAGUGCCACGACUCCGACCACACCGUUCAGUCCAUCGGCUACGACCCCCGGAGGCACGCGAGGCAAGCACACCUGUCAUCACUGCAACCAGACGUUCACCAGGCACCAUAAUCUCAAGUCGCACCUGCUUACGCACUCGCACGAGAAGCCCUUUCUCUGUCAGACUUGUCAGGCACGGUUUCGUCGUCUGCACGAUCUCAAGCGACACUCGAAGCUCCACACGGGCGAGAGACCUCACGUGUGUCCCAAAUGCACCCGGAAAUUCGCUCGCGGGGAUGCUUUGGCGCGCCACGCGCGUGCGGAAGGUGGCUGUGCGGGCCGACGGAGCUCGAUGGCCGGCGUGAGUGAGGAUGGUUCGAUGGGAAUGGCCGGAGGUGACGAGGACGGUAUGGAGGGUCUCGAAGUCCUGAUCGACGGAGAUGCCGAUGGAGAUGUGGAUAUGAUCGGAGCCAGUGGCACGGAUGGCGGCUCGAGACGGCGCAGCCUGCCUAGCAUCCGCACUGAUUUCUCGUCGGGAACCAGCGGUGUUGCUGGAGGUAACCCGAUCACGCCUGCAUCCGGUACGUCUGGCCACACACCAAACCAGCACCACAACACCUAUCCUCCUCUGGGCAAUCGGGCCAAUUCGAAUUCGGGACCGUCACCAGCGGGGCUCUUCCCACCCCACAUGACGGGCAAAACAUUCACCAUGAACAAUGCAUCGCCGAUGACUGCUGGACCGGCGCCCACGCCUACUUCUGCUGUGGCAGCGGGCAACGGUUCGAUCCUGUCGCCGCAUGGUUGCAUAACGGAUUCGCCGCGGCCGGUCUCGCCUGGCUCUUCAGCGGCACAUGAUAAUGGGUUCCCUGGGUUCCAGCAGCUCUCGGUGAAGUCGCCACAGAAGGGCCGACCGCACGAAACCCCUAGUGCUGCUCCGACCGCCAACAUGGGAGGGGCUCGCUUCACUGGAAGCGCUGAAAGUGUUUGGGCGUACAUAAAGGGCCUCGAAGAGAGGGUGCGAUCCCUAGAGGGCACUGUUGAAGAACUUCGGGAAGAGCUCAAGCAGAAGGCCAAUCCCUCCCAGGAGGCAUCGUCGUCUUCCUCAUCGACAGAGAAACAGGCGCAGCAGCAGAAGCAGGCGAUGGCAAAACCACCACAAGCGAUGCCGCAACAGGCUGCCGCUAGGAGUUGAGGAAACAAACUGAAGAAGCUGAUGGCUACUACGUGUAAUAAUCAAUUUCUAUUGUUGGAAUCAUAUCCCGCCUCCUGGGUACCUUUUCCUACUUCGUCACGGACUUGACGUAUUUUUCUUAGUU